AUGGAACACAGCAACAUCGUAAACGAAGUCGUUAAGCUGAAGACGGAGCUGAAAAAUGCCCUGGCGGAAAAUGGAGAGCUGAAAAAGAGGCACCACGAAGACACGGAAAAGCUGAACUUAGUUUCGCUGAAAAACGCCACCCUGUUGAGCGAGCUAGCGGACGAGAAGAAAAUGCUGCAGAUAGAGUUUAGCAACUACAAGGAGGAGUCGGUGAAGGAUAUAAAGAGGCUACAGGAGGAGCUAGACAAAAACGUGAUUAUGUUAAAUUGCUUGAAGGACGAAAUCCUCUUCAAGGAAGAGGAGCUGAAAAAGGCGGAAAUAAUUGAGAAGCUGUACAAGGAGGAGAGCCAACUGAAUCAGGAAAAAGAUAGGAAGAUUAAAGAUUUAGAAAACGUCCUAACGCGGAGGGAAGCGGGAGGAGAGGGGGAGGCACCUUCGCAGGGAGAUCAACCCAUUAGUGACCAUCACCAAAUGGAGCAAAGGAACGAAGAAUUGAAGACGCUAAAUAAAAAAUAUGAACAGCUAAAAAAAACGAACAGCGAAAUUGAGAAGAAGAUCUACUUCCUAAAGGAAGAAGUAGAUUACUACAAAAAUAAUGAAAACAGUUUUAUCAUGCAAAAUAUUUUUAGUGCGGAAAAUCAUUUAGACGAUUCGACGUGCAAAAAAUAUCUUCUCAAAAUAUCAGUCCUGUACAACGCGUUACACAAAAUUGUCGUGUAUGAUCAGAGGAGUCUCCUCGAAAAAGACAAAUUGAUUUACUCCCUGGAGAAGGAAAACACCCACUUUUUGAAAAAAUUCAUUGCAGAUGAGAUGUACUGUCUGUACCUCAAAGACUGCAUCAGUAAAAUUAACCUCACGUACCAAAUAGACCUCCACAAACAGGAGAAAAAAUAUAUGCUCCUCAACUCAGAGUACGAUGAGCUGUACAAUAAGUUUUUGCAAGAAAAAAACGAAAAUUGCCUCCUCAACGAACGGUAUGAUAAGAUCAUUUUCAGCCAGAAGAAAGAAAUUAAUAAUUUGAAGAGCCAUAUAUCGAUGCAGAACAAGGACAAAGAAAUUCUCACCAAAUACAUCGACAAUUACAUCACUUAUAUAGAAAAUUCUUAUGAGAAGUAUUGCCUCCUCAAUACAGAGUAUAAAAAUUUAGAAGAGCUGGUCAGAGACUUGGAGGAGAAAAACAAAAACUUGAUGAUUCUUGUUAAUGGGAUAAAUGCGGACGUGGUGAAGGAUCACUCCAAGGGGACCGAACUUGAGGAGGAGGACGACGACAAAGCAAAACAGAAGAGGAACACCAUAACGAUGGACAUCGAUCAUAUGAAGCUAAUCAAAAAUGACAUCAAAGAUAAGGACAUAAAAAUCAUCGAAUUGGAGAGCAAAAAUCUGGAACUUGAAAAAACGAUUGACAAACUGAACGACGAAUUGGUGAAAAACAAAAAAACGGAGUACGAGGAAAGCGAGUCCUCCAAAAUUAAAGACCUCUGCUUUGACUUGAAGGAUAUCUGCUCCAAACUAGAACUGGAAGUGAAGGAGAAAAAUUACAUCAUAGAGGAACUCACCGAAAAGGUAACCCAGGCAGAUAAAAAAAGCAAAGACAAUCAAGUCAUCCUAGAAUUGUCCGAAUUUAGAAUUCAAAAUUUUAAUGAUAAUAUGAAGUAUUACCAACAGAAGGUGGCAGAAUUGGGUGAAAAGCUCCAAAAGAAGGAAGCCGAAAUUGCCAUCUUUCACGAGUAUAAUGAACGGCUAAAGGAGGAAAAGGAGAAAAUGACCUACGAGCACGUCAAGCUGGUGGAGCGCCUGGACGAACUGCAGCUCGAAAAUGAUCAUCUGAGGAAUGAAGUGAUCUUCCUAAAGAAGGAGGCCUCCUCAAGUAGGAGCCACCCUGCUGGGAGGGAUAAAGCUAACCUGAGUAAUGACCGCCUCAUCGGAGCAGCGGUGGUGGCGGAUGACACCUACGCGGAUGAGAAAUCGACCACUCAGAACGGGGAGAGGAGCGAUCACCGAAGCGACCAGCGAACCGCUCAUCCAACCGCUCAUCCAACCGCUCAUCCAACCGCUCACCCAACCGAACAGCAUCCCGAGUGCGAACCAAACGGCGGCGCCUAUAAGGGCAUCUUCAAAUUCAUGCAACCUAAGAAGAACGCCCACGAGGCGAAGGACCAACUGGGGCUAAAAGUAGCCAAACUGACCGACGAAAAUCUGCUCCUCAUUAAGGAAAAUGAAGAAAUUUUUGAUAAGCUCCAGGCGGUGUCCAGCGAAAAUGUGAAACUUAAAAACGAGUGCAUGUACGUCAAAGCGGACGCAGAAAAGUCGCUCUUCUAUCUGGAGUACGAAAAAAAGGAAAAGCUAAAAUAUAAAUUGUUGCUGAGGCAGAAGAAACGAAAGGGGAAAGAGCUCAAGAGAACAUUUAACAAAAUGAUGGGCACUAUGAAGGACCUAAUCAUAAAUGUAAAAAAAAUUGACAAGGAAAAUAAAAAAAAUGAUAUUAACAACUCCUUCUUUAUAUCCUCUUCGUCCGAAAAUAAUUCCAAUGAGGAGCUCCUCUCAGAUAACGAAAACACGAAUACGCAGCUGAUGGUGUCUUCUGUGGGAAAGUCCAAAAAGAGUCUCAACAAUACCAGUGUCGACGGGAAGCAUAGCUUUUACAGCAGGUCGACCAAGGUUCCCAGAGCCUCAGAAAAUGGAAACGGCGGAGGAGGAGAAAGAGAAUCCCAGGGGGGGAAGACACACCGCACACAUAAGAACGAGAGGAAAUCCGCCAAGAGGUACAUGAAAAUACGAAUGCACAGGUUCUCUAUUUGCAGCAACUUUAAGAUAAACGUGGACAAAUUUAAGAAGGCGUGUAAGGAGACGGAGGACGGCGCCCUGUCCUUCCUGAAGGAUACUGGCUUCUCCAACCUCCACUCGCUGGCAAUUCAAACGAGAAACGCCAAAGGGCUGGACACGUUUUACUCCAUCCCGAACAGCACCGACUCGAAGGUGAUAAACCUACCAGAUGAAGAGAAGCAUAAGAAAAAGAAGAAACGGGCGAACAGUUUUUCCAUAUUUCAGACCGCCAAAAUGAUCAACGAUCUUAACUACAUCAGGAGGAAGUACGAUUCGAAGGUGAAGGAAACGCUAACCAUGCAGAAGAAACUGAUGGAGAAUGAGAAGGAGCUGAGCGGCACCAACAUAAAGUACGAAAAUCUGCUGAACGAACACGACUCACUCAUUUCGCAAAUUAAAGAAAGGACGGAGAAGCUAGCCAACAUAGAAAAAAAUUACAACCUCCUAUUUGAGAAGUAUAGCGAAACGCAGGACGAAAUGAAGAUGCACGAAAAGAAGACGCAGGAGAUUUUUAACGAGUGUAACGAGUUGGUAGAAUACAUGAAAAAGAAGGAAAAUAAAAUUAAAGAAUUCGAUGAGCACUUGAAAAAAAUGGAAAUAAAAUACAAGGAGGAAAGGGAAAAAAACGACAUCCUCACAAAGGACAACGUUUCGCUAGACAAUUUAAAUGCCAAGUAUAAGGAAGACGUCGAACUGUACAGGAAAAAAGUGGAGAGCAUGCAGACGGAGUUGAAACUGAGGCUAUCCAAAAUUGAGGAGUUAGAACUAAUUCAGAAGAACUCCGAAAAUGAAAUUUUCUACCUAAAGUCAGCCACCUACAAAUAUGAAAUAAAUUUGAAGGAGGCCCAUGACGAGUUGAACAAAAUCAACGACGCCACUGUGAAGCUGCGGAAGGAAGCCAGCGAAAAGGAGGCUACUCUAAACCUGUUAAAGGAGCAAAUCCUAAACAGGGACUUCUUCCUCUACAGCAUAAAUGAGUCGCUCAAAAGGAAGGAGUACUUUUACAAAAAUGUGAAGCAGAGAGUUCAGGGGUUCAACAAAACGUUCAUCGAAUUAUGCGAAAGCUUCGAAAUGAGCGAAGUGAAAAAAUUCAAUGAGCUGUAUGAAGGCUUCGAAUAUAAUGAUGCCAGCUAUAAGAAGCAUGCGCUAAAUUUCCAGCUGCACCAUAGGGAUCGAUUCGCAGACACCGUGGAGGACAUCGUAAAAACGGUGGACGCGCUGAGCGAAUUUAACCUCAAAUGUGAGGAAGAGAAAAACGACAUGGCCAACCGAAUGAAAGAUCUGGAGAACAAACUAAAAAUGAAGAUGAACGAAAAUAACGAGCUGUAUGAGCAGUACGAGAGCAACAUGAAGAGCGUCCUGCUCGAGCGAGACGAACGGGUGGAAGAUUGCCUCAUCCUGUCUGAAGACGUAAAAAAGAAGAAUCAAGAAAUACACACACUCGUCAAAGAGUUGGAAGAAAAAAACGUCGAAUAUAAUGAAGUACACAUGAAAUGCACCUUCCUCACCAAUGAGGUAAAAAAUUUAGAAGGCGCCAAAAUGCAUCUGAAGGAAAAACUCAGGGAAAUCGAAUCCGAACAGGAAACACAAAUUGAGUUCCUCAAAAAGGAAAAUGAUUAUCUGAAGGACGACAUCGCGAGCAUCAAGAAGGUUAUUCACAAUUUGGAUGAAGAAAUUGAAAAGCUCAAAGGAACAGUAGAUAAUUUGAAACAGGAGAAAUACGCCUGCGAAAAGGAGAUAGACAAACUGAGGGAAAUCCUCGAAGAAGAAAAAAGAUUUAAUGACAUUUUGAAAGAAAACGAGCAAAACUUCAUUCAAGAAAUUAAGGAGGCACACCAGUACGCUAUCCGAAAGGAGGAAGAAAUUAACCUCCUAAAGUUGAACCACGAAUUGGAGCAAAAAAAAUACCUUGACGAAAUUGAUCACUUAAAAAUUAAAAACAAAGAAAUUCACGACUCGGUGAAAAACCAACUGAAAAUGGUCUCCGAUUUGGAACUACAAAUGCUGGAGUAUAAAGUUCUGUUGGAUAAAAACACCAGCAUGAAAAUGCUCGUGCAAGAUUUGGAAAAUAAAAUUGACGAGCUGAUAAAGGACAAUGAAAAGUUAUGCAUCGACCUGAAGAAAGAAAAGCUCAUCAACGAAGAAAAGGAAAAAAAUAUCUUGGCACUAAGUGAAGACGUCAAAUUGUGCGAAACGAAAAUCCACGAACAUGAAUCGUUGCUCCUGAAAUUGAAAGACGAAAAGGAGCAACUAAAUGAAGAGAUAUUCAUCCUCAAUGAUAUUAAGAAGAGCAAAGAUUCUAUUAUUGAAGAACUGGAGAAUAAUUUGAGGAAAGCCGUUUUCGGAGAUGUCAAACUGAACGAAAUGGAAAGGUCCCAACUGCAGCAUAAGGUAUUCACCGAGGAGGACCUCGGCAUUAUCAAAGAAAAGGAGGAAGAGCUAGAUUUCAACGACUUGGUCAAUUCGACCAUGUGCAUUUUUAACAAUAACGCGAACGUAGGCGGUAGCAACAGGAACGCUGCAAACAAAAUGGUCGAGCUUAAGAAGUAUAGCCUCUUCUUGAAGGAAGAAAACGACGCCAUCAAACAGGAGCUCAGAAAAUUGAAGGACAGGUCCUCCAUCGAUGAAAGGAAAAACGUGGAGAUGCAAAGGAUAAUCGAAAGGAGGGAUGAUAUUAUCAGAAAAAUGAACAGCGAAAUAGUUACCUAUAAUGACAAAAUAAAAAUCUUCGAGAAAGACACCAACGAGCUUAAUUCCGAACUGUGCGCAGCCAACGAACUGCUCGCCCUUCGGAGCGAUGAGUGCAAAGAGCUGACGAUGGAGCUGUAUGAGCUCACCGAUGUUAAGAAUAAGUUAAUGGUUCGAAACGAAGUUCUGCAGAAGCAGGUCGAUUUCUUCAAACAGGAGGUCGAGGAGAAGGCGGAGCUUCUCAACGACUUGGACAUGAAGAAGGCCGAAAAUGACACCAAGGAGAGCGAGAAAAACGCCAUUAUUGGCGAAUACAACCGCACGUUAAACGUGUACUAUAAAAUUUGCUCGCACAUUAUUUAUUAUAAGAAGUACAUCGAGAAGGAGCUGAGCGGGGGGGGCACAGGCGAGGGGGAGGGAAAUGGCGAUGCAAAGGGCGGCUACGCGGGGGUCACCCCCACUGAGGGAGUGCAGCGUAGCGCAGAGCGAAGCGUACUGCACGGCGGCCAACAGGACGACUCCCCGCUGACCCACUCGUCGCUAAUUCACUCCCCGCUGCUCCACUCCCCGCCGAUCCACUCGCCGCUAACCCAGAGCGAACUUGCCAACCUGAACCCCUCCGACACGAACGAAAUAUCCAGCUACAUCAGCGAAUUCCUCAAGUGCGUGCGGCUGCUCAUUUUUAAAAAAAGGGUGUUCGAGUCCAAGCUGGAGAGCGCAGAGCGGAAGUACAACGACUUUAAGGAGAAGCUGAAAGAAGACAGAGAUCUCAUAAACGAUUUGAAGAAGAGGCUCAGACAAAAUGAGGAGCACCACCUGCACAUGAACAGGCAAGGGAACCAAGACAGUCGAAGGUGUACCCCCCUCUGCGAAGAAACGGACUCCCUCUCGAUCAACUACAAAGAGCUCAGCACAGACAUAAGGAAAAGCCAAAGCAGAAAUGAUCAGGCUGAAAAGAAAAAUAUACUCCUCCUAAAAUGCGAAAAUGAAAAACUGAAAGGAGAAAAUAAAUACCUAAACGAGCAGAUAAGUAGCCUCAUAAACCUACAAAACAGCAUGAGCGAGAUGAAGAAAAGAAGCGAGUAUGGAGAGAAGGAAGGAGCUCAAAAUGAGUACAUGUACGUGGCGGAAAACAAGUUCCUCAAAUUCGAGAUCGAAUCAAUGACCAACGAACUGAACAUUGUUAAGAACAAAAAUGAUUAUCUGAAAAAGAAGGCGGACAAUUAUGAAGACAUAAUUGACAGUUUGCAAAAAGAAAUAAUACACAUUUUGGAUAAGCAGAAGGAGUGCGAUGAGGAGUACUACAAAAUGGAAAGCGAGUUGGAAAAAAAAAACGAAGACAUUGAAAGUUUGAUGCAGAAGAGGAAAGAGGACCAACGACAAAUCGAAGUGGAGUACUCGAAGAGCCUAAAAUUGGAGAAGGAAUUUCUCGCCCUCACAGAUGACCUUUUCAAGAAGGAAUCCCAACUGAAGGAGUUGGAAGAAAUUGUAAAAAACCUAAAGGAUGAUAUUAACGCACACAUGGUAGAAAAGGAGGAGCUAAAAAAUGCCGUAGAAAAUUUGAAAACCAAAUAUGGCACAUUUCAAAGUAAGUAUAACGACCUUUAUGAGAUAUUUGAGAAGGAGAAGCAGGGCAAAUCCGAGAUGGAGAAAAAGCAAGAUAGUGCACUACUCACGAGGUUAAAAAAUUAUGACGACAUUAUCUCCGAACUUCUAAAGGAGAAGGAAAAUUUGCUAAACAAGUAUGAAGAGUUAAAGAGAGUGUAUGAUGAGAAACUGAAAGUGGAAUCCCUGCUGCAUAAAGAAAUCAAUGAACUAAGGAAGAGUAACGAAAAACUGACUGAUCAGAAUAAUUCUUUGGCUGAAAAUGUCAACCAGUUGGUUAAACAGAAUGAGCAAUACAACAUCAAGUUGGUAGAUUUAGAUAAGGACAAAUUUGACCUCUACAUGAAGUACCUUAAAGUGUCGGAGGAACUGAACAACCUUUCAGCGUCCCCCCUCCGUUCGAAUCACAGUGCAGCGGAUAAAAACUUCGCGGAGAGUGGGCUUUCCAGCCAUCCCUUGUCUAGGGGGAACCCCCCGGGAGGUGAAUCGCGUGGGAAGGAGCCCCAAAAGGGAGCCACAACCAACCGGAAGAACCAAAUCAACCACUUGGAAGCAGAAAAUCGUGCGCUCAAGGAAAAGGUUAACGAACUGGAGCAACUGAACGGGAACAUUUUCAGCGACAACAAGGUGUUAAUACAAAUGAUUGCAGAGGCAGACAAACGGGGAAGCGACCUACAAAGUGCAGACAUAGAAAAUUUGAAGAAUUACCAAAAUUUGGUGAAAGAAAACAAACUUGAAAAGGAAGAAAAUGAACAUCUGAAGAUAGAAAAUUAUAACUUGAAGAACCAAAUCGAUCAGUAUAGCAUCAUGCUUAAUAAAAGGAGCCAAUAUGAGGAAAGAAAUAAGAGAGCCAAAAAUUACCUCUACUACUUAAAUGACAAAAUCAAAGGGUUCAUAGAAAUCUUCAGCGAAAAGAACUUCAAUUAUGAAUACUUCAAAUCGGAGCUAAAAAAAAUUAAGUCCACCAAUUUGAUGAUUAUUGAGGAAAAUUUCGAAAAUUUCAAGGAGGGUGGCAACUCCAGAGUGAGUACCCCAAGUAAGAACACCCUGGAGGAGGACAGCAAAAGUGUGAGCUCCAAAAUAAUUGUCAAUUUUUUUACAGCCUAUAAUGAUAGGAAUAGAAGCAACGAAAAUGACAUCAUCAUCAACAGAGUGGAACUGAAAAAAUUCUACAAGUGCAUCAUAAAAUUGAAGGAGGAUUAUCAGAAGAAGUGCCUGCUGGCUGAUAACCAAAAAAACCUCAUUGAGGAAUUGAACAAGGAGAUCUUUAACUACUCCUCGCAGAAUAAGAAUCUCCAAAGGGAUGAACUUGAAAUGAAGAAAAAAGUAACCCAACUGAUGAAUGAAAAUGCCGCCAACGUGGAGAAGUUUGCCAAACUGAAUGGAAAUUUAAUCACCAGACUUAACGAGGAAGUCUCUAAGAACGACAAGUUAACGUCCGAACUGAACACACAGAAGGAGAUAAAUAAACGACAGCAGGAGGUCCAAAAGAGGAUAGAAGAGACCCUACAUUUUAAGCACUUCACGAGUGAUAAUUUGUCCAAACAGGAGGAAGAAAACAGGGAAAGAAAUUUACAAAAAAUUAAUAUCCUACUGGACGAGUAUGAAGAACUGCUCAGGAACAAUUCCAAGCUGCUAACGACCAGCGAUAAAGUGGCUGCCGAAAAUGACACCCUCAAAGAGGUCAUUACCAAAAUGGACAAGGAGAUUAACAACCUGACGAUCGAGCUGAACGAGAAGAAGGAACAGCUCAGUCAGGAAAAACGCAAAAAUGAGCAACUCGCACGAAGUGUACGCAGAUUGGACGGUGAGCAGGGCAAACGGGGUAGAGAUACGCCCCAAAAUGAUGGGGAGCAAUACAACGGGGAAGUCAUACACAAAUAUGAAGCGAUUAUUCUCGCCAUUGAAAAAAAAAACUCCCAGCUGGAGAACCACUGUGAGAGUUACCAAAAACGUAACGACGAGCUCAGCGAUAAGUACGACGCUUUGCUUAAGGAGUACAACGAGCUGAAACGUUUUGUGAAAGAAAAAAAAAUUGAAUUUAAGUUGGCAGAGGGGGGAAGCCAAAAUGAUGACGAAAACGAAGGGGGGGUCUCUAAAAGUCAGGCAAGAGGCUCAGAAAAGAACACCUCAAAGGAGAGACAAUCGCGCAGUGCGUUCCUCACAGCGGAUGAGUUGAUCGCCCUCAGCAAGCACGUAAGCGCGGUGGAGACGCUGAACAGGGACUUUCUGAAAAAUGAACAACUGGAAGGGUUCAUAGGUUUAAUCAAACAGGACAUUGGCGGCAUUUUGGGGGAGGGCCCGGGGAAUCGAAGCGAAAUCCGUGGAGAAAACCGCAGCGAACACCGCAGUGAACACCGCAGCGAACAUCGCAGCGAACAUCGAAGCGAAAUACCUGGCGACCUGCUCAACGGACUGCUCACCCGAUUGGGCGAAAAAGAAAACGAGGUAAACAGUUACAAAGACGCCCUGGACAGCCUGCAGAUGCGACUGAACGGCAAGGAGGAAAUAAUCAGCAAUUUGAAGCAUGCCUACGAAAAUGAGCUGAAGCGGAAAACGGAGUUGACCAAAAGGCUGGAGGAGAAGGUGCAUGAAAGUUCCCCCACAAAGCAGGCAGACAUACAAAACGAACAAAUGUUUUUGAAAUUCCAAAACGGGUAUGAAGAAUUGCUGAACGAGUAUAACGUCUCCCUAAAUACGCUGGAAGAAACCAAGGGAAAGCUAGAACUGCUAAGGAGCGAAAAAGACAAGAUGGAAAAGCUAAAACAAUUAGAAAUGAACGACAAAGAAUUUAUUAUCAAAAAAUUGGAACUAAUAAACACCCAACUGAAGGAUAAGGCAGAUGAGAUAAAAAAGUCACUUAGCCAAGAACUUGAAAUGAAGGAAAACAUCAUCAAAGAUAACGUAGACAUGCUUGACGAGUUGAAGAAUCAAGUGGACUUUUUAAAAAAUGAAAAAAGUAAAAAUAGCAAGUACACCGCAGAGCUAGAAUUGCAGCUAGCCAAUUUGAACAACGAAAUGAACACACUGAAUAACCUCCUCAAAGAUUCGAAGGAAGAAAUAAAUUUGAUAAAUUCCGCUUUGGAAGAAAAAGAAAAUGAAGUCACCGAAUUGAGGAGCCAAUUAGAGAGCUACCUAAAGCAAGAGGAUGACACAACAGUGCAAUAUGAGCAGCCACACACGGGAAGCAAACGUAAUAGUAGCGUCUCAGAGAAGAGGCGACAAAGCUACCCAGGAAGCAGUGAACACCUGCUGAAGGAAAACGAAAUUAUUAACGAAUUGAAGAGGAAGAGCCAAAUGCAGUCCAAUCUACAUUAUCAAAAGUUGAACGAGCUACGGAUUGAUCUGAAGAACUCCUUUGUAAGUUACAAUAAGCUCAAAUUUGAUAGUGAAAAAAAAAUUGAAGAUUACGAGGAAGAAGCAAAUAACUUAAAAUAUUAUAUAAAAAAAAUCGAAGAGGAAAAUGAAAAAAAGGAUAAGAAAUAUGCCCUAAUAGAAAUUGCCAUCAAAGAAAUGGAUAAAGACUUAAUCAUUUUGAAAGCACAACUGGAGGAAAAGAGUCUCUACAUUGUAGAUCUUGAAAAGAACCUACAGCGCUAUGAAACCGAUCUGCGGUUCCUCGGUGAAGACGCGAAAGCAGUGCAGCACGCAAUUAUGACGUACGUCGAAUCGGAUGGAAGUGACGUUCACCACUUGACCAACGAACUCAGCACCAAGACGAAGACGAACCAUUUCGCCUUCCUCAAAGAUGUCAUGGUGACGCUUUAUCAAAAAUUUAUUAACGCGCAGGUGAAGCGAAAAGAACGGCGCAGUGGCAGUCAUGACGGUGACGCCGCUUUGCAGAAGGAGAAGGAAAUUCUAAUCUUGGAAGAGAAGCUGAAUGAAAUCCUUUUCGAAAAAAACGGGCUGGAAAACGAGGUGCGCUUGGUUAAGCAGGAGCUAGACACGCUGCACGAGAAGAGGAGUGCCUGCGCAAAGGAGCUGAACGGGCUUAUGGAUGAACUGGAGAAGCGGCAUGAAGAGCUCAGCCAUGUGAAACAGCGAAUGGGCGAAUUUGAGAGGAGGGAGAAAAACCUGCACGAUAGGGAAAGCGAGCAGAUCAGAAAUGGAGAAGAGAUGGUGAGGAGGGCCAACGAGCUGGCCAGCAAAGAGGGCGAAGUGAUGAGGAGGGCGAACGAGCUGGCCAGCAAAGAGAACGAAGUGGUGAAGCAGUCGAACGAACUGGCCAUGAAAGAGAGCGAAGUGGUGAAGAGGGCGAACGAGCUGGCCAGCAAAGUGGAAGAGCUAAACCACGAGAAGACCCACAUGGAGGAGCUGAAAAACGAUCUGAUGGCCAAAUUCGAAAAAUUGUACAACGCGCAGAAUGAUAUCAAAAUUAAGGAAACGAAAUUGAAAAAAAUAUACGAAAAAUUGAAAAACCACAACAUUGUAGAAUUGCUAGACAUUAAUAAUAAUGAAAGUUUUUUAAACACAUCCUCGACGAAUAAUCUGAACAACUCUACGUCGCUAAAGAGGAUAAUUGAAAUGGAUAAUCUGGAGAAUGAAAAUGAAAGCCUAAAUUUGGACUCACUCGAGUAUACCACCUACUUCAAGGAGUUUAAAAAAAGAAUUAAACAUUUGAAAAACGAUUUAACAAAUCGGGAGAAAGACAUGGAGAUAUACAAAAAAACUCUCGAAAUUGAGAAGAAGGAAAAAGAAAUCUACAAAAUUGAGUUAGAAAAAUUGAAGGAACUUUUGCAGGUGGAACAAAUGAACAGAAGAAAUCUGGACGACGAAUUGGAGAAAUACAAAAAUGAGGACUCCCAUUUUUUGAAGUCCCUAAAGGAAUCGGAGGAACAACUGAAUGAGAAAAAUAACACCAUUUUGGAACUGCAACAGAAGCUGAUUGAAACUUCCUACCAAAUGAGCCUGAUGGAUAAUAAGAGCAGCAUUCUGCAGGAAAAAAACAGCGAAAGUGAGAAGAAAAUCGAGCAACUCAGUGGCAUCAUCUCCAACUAUGAAAAAGAAAUUAACCAACUGAAUAAGGAAAAGCUAAACAUCACCAGAAAAUCGAUCGAAAAGAUUAUAGACGACGGGGAGGACAUCAAAAAGUUGAAGGACAAUUUGGAGGACGCCCAUCAGGUGAUGCUGCAGCUGAAGGAGAAAAACAAGCACCUCCACAGUGUGAAUAAUGAACUGCAACAGGCCAAUAGAGACAUGCGGGCAGACAUCGAUGUGCUCCUCUCCAACAUAGAGGAUAUAAGCGAGGAGAAGAAACUCACCGAGCAGAGGCUCAGGCAGGGUGAAGACAGCUACGCGGAGCUCAAGCGGGCUUACGAAGAGAAGGUACAGGAGGGCGAACACAUGUACCGCCUGCUUUCCCCCAAGGCGAAAAGGAAGCUGCACUUUGGGGGGAAAGCACUGGACCAAGAUGAGCGCGGUGAGCGCGAUGAGCGCGAUGGUGACGAGGCGGGGAACGAAAGGGGAAGUCAAAUCAGUGCGGAAGUGGGUGCAAACGUGGGUGGAGAGACGAACCCCCAACGACGCCGCUCACUGGGCCAGGUGGCACCCCCCGAGUUGGAAGAGAAACACGCGGAAGAGAAGCACCUGCGUGCCCUGCGCGAAAAGAACGAAGUCAUCGAAUCGCUGAAGGGGGAACUGGCCCACUACACCGAGGAGAACGGCAAAAAAGAAGAAGUGAUAAAAGAGUACAAAUCGCUGGUGGACGAAAUCUCAAGCAAGGUGCACAUAUUUGAAGACAACCUGCAGUUCCUUGUCCGGCUGAACGAUUUUGUAAACGAUAACAACUGCUCAUACGAGCAGGUGCUAGUCAUUCUAGAGGAAUCUACCCUAUACAGGAAGAUAUUAAAUAAAGUCCUCCUGGAAAAUCAGUUUUACAGACACAUUUGCCAAAUUAAGGAAUACCUGUUUGAGGUAAUAAAAAAGAACGCGUCGAACACGAGGGAGACGCUAAAGUUGAGUCUGCUGAAGAGGAGGAACUCCAAGAAGGAGAGCAGUUCGAACAACUUGGGCCACCUGAGCAAUUCGAACAACUUGGGCAGUUCGAACCAUGGGCUGUACCUCAGCGAGAACGUGCACUCCCUCCAACAGGAGAAUGACUCCCUGGUGGAUAACGUGGAGUACAUCCUAAGAGCAAUCGACAGCGACUUUACCAAUUUGGAAAAUGUUUGCGACGAUAUUUGCCACCUACUCAAAAGGGAAGAGUGGCACAGUUUGUAUAAAAAGAUGAACGUCCUCGAGUUCAGCUUCAACAAUGUGGUAAACAACAUCGCCAACGAAAUUAAAAAGGUCAGCAAGAAAUGCAACGAGAAGGGAGAAUUGAGGAAGAACCUCAAAGUGAUGAAGAAGAAAUUUAACUCGCUGUCCAACGAUUUUCUAAAAAGUGUGAAGGAGAUAGACAGCCUGAACGUUCUCCUUUCGAAAGAGUCCGAAAAGAACGAAUUGCUGCAGGUGCAAAGCGAAGAGCUGAAGCAACUCUACGAUAAGCUAAAUGGAGAAUAUAACGACAAAUUGGCAGUUAUUCAGGAGCAGGAGUUCGAGGUGAAGAACUUGAGGGAGAAACUAAUGGAAAGGAAUGAGCACAACACGAAGGCAGAGCAAAUGAACGAGUUCCUCAAAACGGACCUGACUUAUCUUAAUACGUCUCUCGAUCAGGCGGCCCAAAAUUUAAACCAACUGAACAAUGAAAAUGUGAAAAACAAAAGGAGGGUAAUCGAAUUGGCGGAGGAAAAUACCUACUUGAAGAACCAAGUGGAGGAUAAAUCCCAAGUUAUAGAGCACCUGGAAAUUGACCUCGAAUCGAAGAACCAAGUGAUCAGUGAGCUGAAGGAGUUCAACGAGAUGCUGAUGAAAAAGGUUGAGGGGGGCACCUCCAACGGGGAGGACGGCCGCCCCGACGAUGCCCCCAAUAGGGGCAGCCCCAAGGGCAGUUCCAGCAGCGCAAAAAUUGCAAGCAACAGCGGCAGGCGUGGGGACGCACCUGCGAGUAACAGCGGCAGGCAUAGGGACGCACCUGCGAGUAACAGCGACAGGCGUGGGGACUCCCCUGCGAGCGACUCCUGUGAGGAAAUAAACAAAAAGGAACUGCUCAUCAUCAUCAGCAAGCUGGAAAAUGAUAAUAACAUCCUGAACGAAGAGCUGGAGAUUUUUAAAAACAAUUUCAACGCACUGAAGGAAAAAAAGGAGCAGCUGGAGGACGUCAUCAACAGCAACGACCUGGCCCUGAACAGGAGGGAAAUAGAACUGAACGAUGCCAUCAUCGAAAAGGAGAAAAUGCUGGAGGAAACCGGCAGGUACAAAACGAAGUGCAUACAAAUGAUAGACAUAUGCUUUAACAAAGACUUCAGCAUUGUUGACAUACGGGAGAAAAUUGUGGCCAUCUUCGAAAAUGAGGAUGAAGAGAUUGAAGAAAUUAUCAGCUGCCAUAAGAGGCUGCUCUACCACAAUGGGAGUAUUACCCCCCGGGGGACCGAAGCGGGGGCCACGCACAGGAGGAGUAGCGCCAAGAACGGAGACAAAUCACCGCAGCUGCAAGACGAAGACAGAGUGGCCAUCAUCGAACAAGAAAAAAUCCUGCACAUCGAAGAAAUGAGCAAGAAGAACGAAGAGCUCAUCAAAAAAAAUGAAGAAAUUUGGAAAAUGAACAAAUACAUUGAAGAGCUAAACAAAGAAAUUACCAACAAGAACUAUAUCAUCAUAAAGCACCAACAAGAUGUGGAGGACAAAAACGACAUGCUGGAGCAGAACCAGCAGUACAUUCAGUUUUUGAAGGACCAACUGAAACUGCUCUGCAAUAACAUCGAUGAGAAUAACCUGUUCGACAUUAACAACGUGAAUUUGUCGCCCACGCUUAGGAGCUUCAUCAAGAGGAAGAGCUUCAACGCGAGGUGCUCCUUCGUUGACGCGUCGGAGAGGAGGGGCGGCAGUCUCCGCGAUGGGGCGAACAACCGAGAAGGGGGGAGCUUCCACCAAGGGGGGAACAGCAGUCGCCUCCACGAGGAGGCCUUCAAGCAGAGCGACCAGUUCGACCUGAGCAGGAGGAAGCGGCUGUCCGAAUUGAAUGGUCAGCAAAUGUACAACUUUUACGAUGAAAAUGAAGUCAAAUUGGAGGAAAUGAAUUUAAAAGUGGAUGAACUGACGGACAAGCUGAAGGUGGCGGAGAGCCAAGUGGAAGUGCUCAAGGGGGAAAACAACGAGUUGGUGGAGAAAUGCGAAUUUUUGAAGAAGGAACUCAAGUACACACAGGGGACAAAACGUAAUUUAAUGCUCUGCGAAAGUAGGCUAAACAUACUAGAAAAAGAAUUGGAGGAGAAGCAAAAAAAACUCGAUGCCCAAAACAAGACCGUAAACGAGUGUGUGGACAUGUACGUGGAAGAAAAUUCCGAAAAUUUCAACAAAAUUUUGGAACUCAAAAAGGAUAAUGAAAAGUACAAAAUAGAGGUAAACAUCCUCAAUGAAGAAAUAGCCAAACUGAAAAGCCAAGUGAGUACCUACAGAAAUGACAUCAAAAAUAUCAGCUCCACUUUAGAUUUUUACAAAUCCACGCACGACGAAUUGGUGAAUGAAUUCAGCAAGGAGGAAACGACAAAUGUGUAUUACAAAAAGCUGUGUGAAUUGCUGAAGAAGGAAAACGAACACGUGAAGGAGAAUCUCCAAACGGAGGAAGAAAACAAGGAGCAGCUCAUAACCAGUAUGAACGAAAUACGGGAACAGUUGAGCAACUGCAUGAAGGAGAACUACGAAAUUACGCUGGACUUGGAAUUCUUCCAAAUGCAAAAUGGGAUACUCAAGGACAGCUGCAGGUACUACAAAGAGAGGGAGGACAUCCUCAUCGGCAACUUAAAUGACAAGGAUACCAAUUUGAGCGUGUUGGAAACCUUUAAAGAAGAAAACUUAAAAGAAUUUAUCGAAAAAUUGAAAGACGAAAUACACAACUUGAAGGACGCCAUUUCGGAGAAGACGAAGACCAUUGUCUCGUUGAAGUACCAAAUAAAGGAACACCAUUUUGAGAGCAUCUCAAAAAAAGGAGCCCACCUGGAACAUAAGAAUAAUGCACAAGAAAUUGUCAACUUGAAUAAUAUGGCCUACGUCCAGAGUAGCUUAUUUAUUUAUAUUAAUUUAUUCAAAAGCGUUCUUUUCAUUAUAAGUGAAAUUUUGUUCUACGCCGACCCUACGAAUAGCCUCUACGUAGAAAUUUUAACUCUUUUGAAGCUGAAGGGGGGCAACCAAGACGCAAAUGUAGAACUGGAUAACAUGAUUAGGCAUUUUCACCUCUCCAAAAUGGACUGCGAACAUAUCUUUCAGUCCGUCCUCAAGUCGAAAAGCAUCCUCAGGGAGAAGCUCCAGCUUCUCCAGCUGAAAAUUUGUUAA
Molecule: messenger RNA, 16485 nt
Organism: Plasmodium vivax (malaria parasite P. vivax)
Lineage: Eukaryota; Apicomplexa; Aconoidasida; Haemosporida; Plasmodiidae
Exons: 1
Coding region: 1-16485 (5494 amino acids)
Source: RefSeq, a predicted model, not a curated record